AAGCAAGUAACAAUGAGAUCAUUCACAAACUGCCAAGCCUCAGACAUGGAUCGGCUGGUUUGGUUCUCUCUCCUGCUCAGCUACCUGCCAUUAACAGUCACAGUCACAGAGAGUGUGACAAAAAACGAAAGCUGCUUCCCACCGCCAAAGAAGAUUUUGCUGCGCCAAACGGGAAGAAUUGCCGUUCUCAACUGUCCCAUCGAAUCACAUUGUUUCAAAGAUCUGCGCUAUAGGUGGUUUGUCUUCAAGGAAAACAUGCAUGCUCAUCUCGACUUCAGGAGCGAUUUUGGACUAGAGAAGUACACCCAGGAGGGAGCAUCUUUACAGAUCAACUCAGUUCAAGUGAACGACAGCGGGAUCUACCACUGUGCCGUAGAGUCGGGUGUAGACCCGGCACCCCGCGCCCAACACGUAGCGCUGGGUACAACUCUUGUUGUCCGGGAACCAAUUACCAUGAUUAGGUACUUUCUGUGGGCAUCAUUUGCGCUGCUGGCCACCUACAGCUUGAUACUGGUGACAUUAAUCAUAAAGAAGUAUGGCUGCAAAAACGUCAGCAGAAGUGUGAGCAAGACAAAAAAGAAGAAUUCAAUUAAAAAGGCGCAGUUUCGUGUCGUGCUGCAAGAAAUGUACAGCAGGAGGAACUUGGACAAAGGCAAAAAAGACGGCAGCAGAAACCGUUCUCAGGCUGAGGCUGCAAACACUGAGUUUGCCAACCCAAAUGAGGACAUCUAUCAAAAUGUCUAAGAGUCAUAAAAGGAUAUCAAAUGACAGUCUCAGACCUCCAUCAUCCGGCCUGAGAGGAAAUAACGCCAUGAAACACCUGGCAGAGAAUGCCAUUAUGUGACAGUGGAAGCUAGAAAAUCAUCAAAUGCUGCAAGUAGAAUGCGUACCCGCUAACCUUUUCUCAUUAAGGGACACAUUGCAACCACAACAAACACUUCAUUUCUCUCCAGUUUUUCAGUUUCAAUGGACAGAAAGCUCUCUCUUCAGGCAUUGGAAAUUUAUGUACUUUGGUGAUUGUAAUUAACGUGAACGCAUCGUCAACCCUUUUAAAAUCCGGGGCAGAGUUUUACAUGGGGAAGAAAAGAUUUAAUUUUACACAUUUGAUAGAAAAUCAUUUAGAUUUUUAGAAAUAGAAAGUAGCAUGUGUAAUAUAU
Gasterosteus aculeatus aculeatus (three-spined stickleback) is the source of this 1157-nucleotide messenger RNA. RefSeq lists its product as uncharacterized. NCBI's taxonomy places the organism in Eukaryota, Metazoa, Chordata, Actinopteri, Perciformes, Gasterosteidae. The record is from RefSeq and is a predicted model, not a curated record.